Messenger RNA from Acanthoscelides obtectus, 876 nucleotides. The record is from the annotation of a GenBank genome assembly. Lineage: Eukaryota; Metazoa; Arthropoda; Insecta; Coleoptera; Chrysomelidae.
CUAUUGUCGGUUAGAGCAUAUCUGCUUGAGAUUUUCUUUUUGUCUUUCUUGUGGGUGAGCAAAAAUCAGAAAAAUUAAGGACCUAGAGUGGACCAGCUCCUCGUUCUGCGAGGACGCUGUAAUGAACGACGAGAACAGGGAGGUUCUCCAAACAAUAACCUCCUGUAACAACGGUGUUCAUAGGAAAAGAGAGAAAAACAGUGAAAUGAGUUCACUCUCAAGAGAAGAAAGGCGAAGAAGACGGCGGGCAACCCAAAAGUACAGAACCGCCCAUGCGACACGCGAAAGGAUAAGAGUGGAAGCUUUUAACGUAGCUUUUGCUGAGUUACGGAAACUGUUACCGACCUUACCACCAGACAAGAAGCUGUCUAAAAUUGAAAUUUUGAGGCUAGCUAUAUGUUAUAUUGCGUAUUUGAAUCAUGUGCUUGAAGCAUAGCGAUGUACAGAGUUUCGGCGAUAUUCUGUAUCAGGUAAGCUAUGCUUUGAGAAGGAUUAUUUCCGUGCCCACUGUACUUUUUGUUCGUUGGGAAAAUAUCUACUGAUCUAUAUGGAAAACGCUUCAAGAGACUAAAUUAACUGAAUGAAUCAGAACUUCUAGUCAUUGUAUGAAAAUUUCCUUAUUGUGAUGUAUAUUCGUAAAAAUAUGUAUUCACUAUAUUUGAAUACAUGAGUACAUGUCAGGUUUGUACUCGAAAACAGUUUCUGCAAUACGUGGGUAUAUGUUUUUUGUUGCCUUAAAUGCACUCAACCUUGUUUCGUUAUACUAGAUAAUUCAAUCAAAUAUUGAAUCCUUUUGCUUACAUAUCCUGGCAUCUAAAGAUAUUUUGUAUAUAAUGUAAUCAUACGAUUUAAUGUUCAAAUGCUUUUUUUUUACUG